Molecule: messenger RNA, 855 nt
Organism: Pseudopipra pipra
Lineage: Eukaryota; Metazoa; Chordata; Aves; Passeriformes; Pipridae
Gene: PPP1R14D
Product: protein phosphatase 1 regulatory inhibitor subunit 14D
Exons: 4
Coding region: 405-785 (126 amino acids)
Biological process (GO): regulation of phosphorylation
Cellular component (GO): cytoplasm
Molecular function (GO): protein serine/threonine phosphatase inhibitor activity
Source: RefSeq, a predicted model, not a curated record
ACAGUAAUUUAAAACCUCCUUCUUCUCCGCCUCUUGGAGCUGACUUACGUUAAAUAUUAACAAACUUGGUUCAUCAAUUCCCUGGUUCACUUGGCUUCUUUUAACAACAGACGUUACUACAACAACUCUGUCUGCCUCCCUGCUUCUGUCAGCACAGCCAAUGGUGAAACACAAGAAUCUGCAGCUGUAACUCUGCCUGCAGAGCCUGGCUGCUGCCCCAGUCCUAUAGUCAUCCCUAACUUUCUUCCUGAGAUCACAAAUGCAUCCCACCUUUGGCGUCUUUGAGUAGUUUGUACUGAGAGACACUUGUUGCAGAGAGGCUUUAGUUAAAGGAGACUGAAGGAAAGGUGUGAGUGAGCCCACAGGAAGGUGAGUUCCUCUUGUCAGAGGAGGAAGCAGUGAGCAUGGCCAGCAACCCCAGUGCACUGCCCCGGGUAACCUUCCAGACACCGGAGAAACCUGGGGAGGAAUCAUCACACAGGAAACUGGGCAAGUUGACCAUAAAGUAUAACCGCAAAGACCUACAGCGCUGGCUAGACCUGGAGGAAUGGAUCAAUGCCCAGCUGCAGGAGCUAUACCAAUGCCGGCUAAGGGAAGAAACAGAGACAGCAGCUCCUGAACCACAAAUUGAUCUUGAAGAUCUCCUGGAGGUCCCUAAUGAAGAACAGAAAUUAAAACUACAGGAAAUCCUCCAUGAGUGCUCCAGCCCUACAGAGGACUUCAUUACGGAAUUGCUUAGUCGAUUGAAAGGUCUCCGGAGAGUCACCAAUCCUCAGAAGAAAUGACCUUGCUCACAUGGAACACCCAGCUUUGGUCACAAGGAAACGUGUGUCUUCUCUACAAAAACCAGGAUCA